Messenger RNA from Punctularia strigosozonata HHB-11173 SS5, 1431 nucleotides. RefSeq lists its product as uncharacterized. The transcript is spliced from 4 exons. Gene Ontology annotation, cellular component: tRNA-intron endonuclease complex. Gene Ontology annotation, biological process: tRNA-type intron splice site recognition and cleavage. The record is from RefSeq and is a predicted model, not a curated record. Bases 1 to 1431 code for a protein of 476 amino acids. NCBI's taxonomy places the organism in Eukaryota, Fungi, Basidiomycota, Agaricomycetes, Corticiales, Punctulariaceae.
AUGGACGAUAAUCUGGAGCCUAGCACCGAGACAAUACUACGGAAAGACAUUCAGGACGCUGAGGAUGUCGAGUCAUCAGGAGACGAAGACGGCGGUCCAGAUUGGACCAAGCUUCCAAAAGGUUUAUAUGCAUCUAUAGAUCGGCCAAUAAUCCCGAAACGCGGAGAGAAGGAUCAUGAACCAGCAGAAGGCGGAGAGACACGUCGACAGGCGUUCGUGCUCGAACGCGCUCGCGAUGCCAUGUUCACCGCUCUUCGCGCAACGCGCACGACCGCGAAUAAAAACCUCAGCUACGCGGUGUGGUACCCAAAGCUGGCUCGUGCACACGUAACGGUGUCCAGGGGAAUUCAUUUUGUGUCUAUGGGGCAUUCCGUUGCCAGAGGGUAUGGGGAGGACAAGGCCAGAAAGCGGAUCGAACUGCUACCUGAGGAAACGAUCUAUCUAGUGGAAAGAGGUGCUCUAUUUUGCUGGAAGUAUCAGGAGCAUCUCGACCAGAAGAUUCACGUUCAAUGCGACUCGGAAGAUGCUUUGCUUGGCGCUCCAAUGAGUGUUCAACAGACUUUCGCCGAGAUGAUUGGAAGAGAGGACCUCACAUUGGAAAAGUACCAAGUAUACGCUUACCUCAAGCGACUUGGAUACGUCGUGACUCGAGCGCGACCACCGUCGCCCGCGUAUCCAGCUCCCCCUCCUUACUCCUUAAUGGCUCUCGGCAAAGAGCACCUCCCAGACCUGAAUGGCUCGAUCAUGCAGCGCUUUCGCAAGGCUAUCUCCUUAACCUUAGGAAUGUUCCUGGACGUGUUCGCUCGCAACGUGGCGCUAGACUGGUGGCAACCUCUUCGUCCACAGUUGACGUAUCAUUCCUUGCUGAAGUCACUGAGGCUCAUACCCGCGGGGCAUAAUAUCCCGCUGUUCUGUCACAACCCCAACCAGGAUAAGGCCGAGAACGAAAAAAGCGCGAUCAGCCAGUCCUACGAGAUAUUUUACAACCUCUACAAGCCAUCCACCCCGUUCCGUAAGACUGCGCCGCCUCAGCCAGACUUCUCCGUUGUUGUGAUAGAUGCGAGGACGACGCCGAUGCCGACGCUUCGUGAGCUCCGUGCGCUAUUUGACGUCCUUCCAGAGCUACCACCGCCCAUGCCUCGUAAGAGGAAUAUCUUGAACACACAGACUGCACCCAAGCAGGAUAAUAAAAAGGACCCGCCUCCAUCCGUCGACCGAUUGCCUUUAUUCUCAUCUGUCCUGCGCCGUAUCUUCCUUAAGAUGUUUGCGCCUUCACGCGUCGUUGAAGUACCCACACCCGCCCCAAGGCCAAAUCCGUUUGUAGCCCUCAAGCAAGGCAAGAAGAACAUUGUGAUCGCCGUCGUGGAUGCGGGGACGGUCGGAUUCUUCCGCUUAGGUAUGGGUGCAUUUGAAGAAUGGCCCAUGCUUUAA